AUGGCUGCCACAACCCGCAGCUCCCGCACGAUCCGCCCCACGCACCGCCUCCGCCGAGCCGCCUCUCCCCGCCCCGGCUCCCUACGUAACAUGCGGCUCAUCGGUAGUGGAAGCCGGAGCGCAGCCGCUGUGUGUCCACUGACCUGGAUCGAGCGGAGCGGAGCAGGCUCUGGAUCGCGCUCAGCUGUGGAGAGGAAGCAGGGUGGAGAUGGAGUCGGGACCGGGAGGCCGUGGCUGCCCGACACUGCUGCUCCUGCCGCCGCCGAGCUGCAGGAAGAGCGCCGGCCUCCUGUGAUCACAUCCUCCUCGGCUGCACCGGGACCCCUGGAGACCCGGAGCCCGGAGCACCACGCUGACCGAGCACCUGUACAUGGACCCGCAGGGCGCAGGUGUGUCAACCUGCAGGAUUUGAAGAGAGUGUUGUCCUUCCCACCAUACCCUGGGGAUUUCCUACAUCCAGUGGUGUAUGCCUGCACUGCAGUCAUGCUGCUCUGUCUGCUUGUCUCCAUUAUGACCUAUAUCGUCCACCAUAGUGUCAUCCGCAUCAGCAGAAAUGGCUGGCACAUACUCCUCAACUUCCUCUUUCACACGGGACUUACGUUUGGAGUUUUUGCCGGCGGCAUCAAUCAGGUCAACCUGCCUUUUGUGUGUCAGAUUGUUGGCAUUGUGCUCCACUAUGCUUCUUUGUCUACCAUGCUGUGGCUGACAUUUACAGCUAGGAACAUCUGUAAAGAUGUGUGCAAGGACCCACUUCGGGCUCAGGACAGGAACGGGCCGGCCAAGACUCGUAACAAACCAACCGUCUUCAGAUUUUAUCUUGUCAGUGAUGGAAUCCCUCUCAUAAUUGUUGGAGUUACAGCAGCAUUCAGUAUGGAUAACUACGGCAGCAGGGAUGGUGCUUUGUAUUGUUGGAUGGCAUGGGAACCAAGCCUGGGAAGUUUCUAUGCCCCCAUGUCUCUUCUGGUCUUGGUCAUGUCUGUGUACUUCUUGUGCACCUACAUCCAACUCAAACGCCAUCCGGAAAGGAGGUACGAGCUGCGAGUUCUGAGGGAGGAGCAGCAGCAGUUAUCGUCCACUGAGUCAAAUCAUCACUGCCACAUAGAUACUGGUGGAGCUUCCGGCCCUGCUGUGGACUGUCCACCGUUUGCUACAGGUGUUUCAGUGCUGGCCAAUGAGCACUCAUUUAAAUCUCAACUCCGAGCCACAGCAUUCACCCUCUUUCUGUUCCUGGCUACCUGGGCUUUAGGGGGAUUGGCUGUAUCAAUGGGACAUUUCCUGGAUAUGAUAUUCAGCUGCCUGUAUGGUGCUUUUUGUGUCACCCUUGGACUCUUUCUUCUCAUACAGCACUGUGCCAAACGUGAUGACGUGUGGCACCGCUGGUGGGCUUGUUGCCCAUCCAAGUCCAAGACAGAGGAUAGGAAUGGGGGAGGACAGAGCCAGAGGCAGGGGCUCCAUCAGCCCCACUGCCAGCUAAACUCCCCCUGCUCGGGCAAGCAGCUCUCCCCUCACUUUAUGCAAAGUUCUUACCACACAAUGCCACAACUUCCCCAGAUCCCCUCACCCAACCACACAGGUCCAUGCUGCGUGGCUGUGAUGAGUCCUGUUAUCACAGCCUCACUCUCACCUCUACCUGAGCCAAUGCCUUCACCACGUCCCCAGUCUCUCCUUGAUGAACUGCCUCGUCCUGUUCUGCCCCUUCAGAGCUGCCUUAUCGAUAGAACAAAGUCAUGCUCAUUCAACCGCCCACGCCCAUGCCUCCAGGACUACCGUUCUCACAUGACUUCCGUCAGUAUGGAUGAGAGUGUCCAAAGCUCCCACCUAGAGAGCCCUGCACAUCACCUUGAAGGCUCGCCACUGGUUUCCAACACCCCACAUCCAGAUAUCCAGCUUCCCUGCCCCAGCCCUCACUUGGAUAAACAGCUGCUUUCCUGCCACAGCUUGCAACGCCAGACCUCCUGCCAUAGUGUACAAGACUCAAUGACUUCCUGCCACAGCCACCCACACAACAUGCAUGACAGCAUGAGUUCCUGUCACAGCCUCCUCCUGCCUUCUCAUGGGGUCCACGCCUGCCAGUGGCGCAUGUACAGCUCAGCUGAUCAUUCUUCCACCACAAGCUGCUGUGAAAAGCCUGAUCCUUUCACCUUGCAGUAUCAGCAAGACCCCGAAGCUUACAGCUGUAUGCCAAAGACAGCAGACAAAGAAAAGGAUAAACUCUGUGUAGAGGAGGAGCAGAAAGGUUUCCCAAGGAAUACACUGCCUCGGAAGCAUGCCACCAUCAGCCUACGAGGCACCAUUGCCCGUAACAGGAGCCUGCAGGAAGAUAGCCUGUUUGGUUCAGAUGUCACGAGAAACAUACGGACUGGCCCUUGGAAGAAUGAAACCACCGUAUAG
Limanda limanda (common dab) is the source of this 2391-nucleotide messenger RNA. It is a transcript of the gene adgra1a, whose product is annotated as adhesion G protein-coupled receptor A1a. The record is from RefSeq and is a predicted model, not a curated record. Gene Ontology annotation, biological process: G protein-coupled receptor signaling pathway; cell surface receptor signaling pathway. Bases 1 to 2391 code for a protein of 796 amino acids. The transcript is spliced from 7 exons. Gene Ontology annotation, molecular function: G protein-coupled receptor activity. Lineage: Eukaryota; Metazoa; Chordata; Actinopteri; Pleuronectiformes; Pleuronectidae. Gene Ontology annotation, cellular component: glutamatergic synapse; plasma membrane; postsynaptic density.